GAUCUACUAGAAACAGUAAACGCCUUCCAGAAUAAUAAAACUUUUUAUGCAUCAUGCAUAAUCUCAUUGCACUAACGGGCAUUCAAGUCCGGAACUUAAAUAGGCCGCCUGCAGACAACAGCUUUGUCUGAACGAGAUGCAGAAAAAUAUGCAGAUGCUGAAGUCAAAGACCUUAUUAGAACAUAAGUUUUCACUCAGAAUGAAAAGAAAAUAUAUGAUUUUUUUGUUUAUUAGAGCAAUUAUUAUUUUAUCAUUUAUAUCAUUUAUAGGCUUUACAUAUUAUACAUAUGGCCUUGGUAAUAAAAUUAUACUAGAAGAAACUAUUGUUGGUAAAAAAGACUACCUUGAUAUUGUAGAAUAUCAUAAUUUAUCAGAAAAGUUUCAUGCUAUUAGAGAAGAAAUAAGAAAUUUAAAGCAAGAAAUACAUGCAUCUAUUGUGCCUCAACAUAAAAUUAAGACUUUUCAAACUUAUAUCUAUCAAAAUAAAACAGGUCAAAACUUGAGUCAGGAAGAAAUAACUCCAUUGGUCAUCAGUUCCAAUGUACACAUUUUUUAUUACCCCUGGUACAAAAGUGAAAUCUUUGAUGGAAGAUAUGGUCAUUGGAAUCACAGAAUGCUUCCCAAUUGGAAAGUGAAGUAUGAGCGUGUACAGCCACCACAUAAGCCACCUGAUGAUAUUGGCUCCAAUUUUUAUCCAAAACUUGGUCCUUACAGCUCAUCAGACCCAAAGGUGUUAAAUAAACACAUGGAGCAGAUCAAGUACUCUGGUGCAGGUGUCCUUGCAGUCUCAUGGUAUCCUCCAAACUUAGAACUUGAAAAUGAAGAGCCAGUGGAUAACAUCAUGUUGAAAAUCUUGGAUUCCGCUCAAAAUAAAAGUCUGCAAGUUACUUUUCAUAUUGAGCCUUUCAAAAACAGAAGUGGGGAAAAUAUUGUGAAAGUCAUAAAAUACAUCAUUGACACAUAUGGUAGCCAUAAAGCAUUCUAUCGCACAUUAUACAAUGGGAAGUUACUGCCCUUGUAUUACUUGUAUGACUCCUAUCAGAUUUCUUCCUUUGAAUGGAGCAAGGCACUUUCUCAUGAAGGUCAGUUUUCUUUGAGAAAUUCAAAAUAUGAUGGCAUCUUUUUGGGACUGCUUGCACGCCAAGAUCACAUGAAUCAUCUUGCAGCCUCUAACUUUGAUGGUUUCUACACCUACUUUGCUAUAGAUGGCUUUGAAUAUGGAUCAACAUUUAGAAAUUGGGCCCUCAUCUCUGCUGAAGCCAAAAAAUUAAAGUUAAUUUUUAUUCCCAGCAUUGGCCCUGGUUAUGUUGAUACUAGAAUCCGUCCAUGGAAUGAUAGAAAUACAAGGAAGAGAUCCAAUGGUCAGUAUUAUAGAGCAGCAUUCCUUGCUGCCCUAGAGGUCAAGCCAAAGUUCUUGUCCAUUACAUCUUUCAAUGAGUGGCACGAGGGAACACAAAUUGAACCUGCAGUGCCAAAAACGUUUGGGAAUUACAGAUAUGAAGAUUAUCUCCCCAGGUCAGAGGACUUCUAUUUAAGACUGACACAAUCUUUUGUUAAAGAAUUUAUCCAACAAUUAAAUAAUAGCAGGCAAAUCGGAUGAAAACAAAAUAUGUUCAUGACUUUAUGUAUUAAUGUUGUUGUCUUUUGUGGAAUAAUAAAAGUAAAAAAAAAUCAAAA
Messenger RNA from Biomphalaria glabrata, 1677 nucleotides. RefSeq names its product glycoprotein endo-alpha-1,2-mannosidase-like protein. Gene Ontology annotation, cellular component: Golgi apparatus. Gene Ontology annotation, molecular function: alpha-mannosidase activity. The record is from RefSeq and is a predicted model, not a curated record. NCBI's taxonomy places the organism in Eukaryota, Metazoa, Mollusca, Gastropoda, Planorbidae. The transcript is spliced from 4 exons. The coding region runs from base 137 to 1600 and encodes 487 amino acids.